AUGUCGCCGGGUGACAAGUCGGCAAAGGACGAAAAGAAAGAGAAGCGCACGUCCAGAGCAUGUUUGAAUUGCCGUUCGCGCAAGAGCGCAUGCCACUUACCGACCGACGAAUAUGGCAAAGCAACGACACCUUGCGAACGGUGCAAAGCGACCGGUCUUGACUGCGUGAUCGGGUCCAGCAAUCGCGGUGGGCGUAGAGUGCGCAAGCGAACUGUGGACCAAGCCGGUUUCGACGACAAGCCUCCUCAUAUUGAGGAAAGACAACAGACAGCCAGUGCCAUUGACGAGGGAGAAAACGACCAUAUCCAGUUCCAAGCUGACAGAUUAACGCCGAGUAAUCCACGACCGAGUUGGACUUCGGAGUACGGCACCGCUCGCACAAAUGGCAACAUAUUGCAGGAAAUAAACCAGACGCCGGGCAUCAUGCUGGAUCCGGCUCUGCAGGCUGCCGAUUCGAACGCCAGAGAAUCUCUACUAGGCAAUCGUGCAACACGAGAGUCUUCUACAGUGUCCACCAAUAACAUUGCUUUCAAUGACCUACAGAACCCCAGCGACGCUCUCGGCAUACUCGCCCAGAUUGCCAGUCAUGGCGAAAGCGCUCCCGCGCUCAACGUCCCCCAGAAUGGCAUUGGUCCCUAUGGUCAAGCACAACUCGAAUACACCCUGGUCCGAGAUGGUAGGCUGUCAUUAUCGAAGAUCAUUCAGUUGCUUCAACGGUACAAGCACUACUAUCAUCCCUACUUCCCCAUUGUACCAGCCGCAACUCUGGAUGCCGUCAACUUGUCGAAGACAGCCCGAGACGAACCUCACCUCUUGACGGCGAUACUAGUCGUUGCGUCGAGAGACCUUACUGAUGAGCCUAAUGUAUUCGUGGCCUGUUCAGAGCACAUGCGUUCGUUGGUGUCUUCGCUAGCGGCUGGAGGCCCAGGAAACGUCGAAGCAGUCGAAGCGCUUCUGCUCCUCGCCGAGUGGACACCUUAUACGUCGCGGUCAGAUGCUGGACAUGUUGGUAGAGGAGAGGAAGACAGGGAAGCAUGGAUGCACGUAGGCACUGCCCUUCGCAUCGGCUACUUUCUUGGCCUGGACCGAUACAGCUUUGCUGUACGUGGAGACGAUGUCAAGGAUCCUCAGUGGCAACGGAAGCGGCUGGUCUGGACAGCAUGCUAUAUCAGCGACCGUCAGAUAAGCAUACGCUUGGGUAGAGCAUUCUGGUCAAGGGGCCCAGGUCCAUUGACUACUCUUUCCAGAGCAGACUUCCCGAUGCUCGCCCCGGUCAACCCAGGAGACGAAGACUACGCAAGCAUCUUUCAAGCCUCCCUGGAACUCACGCUCCUCUUCUCCAAUGUCCACGAUGUGCUCUACAGUAAUCCAGGAAACAGCAUGCGAAGCCACCUCAGCGGCGGCUACAUCAAAUACAUUGAUGACUUCAGGAGUGCCAUCUAUGGAUGGAAGAGUGUCUGGGGCACCCUGACCUGCUCGCCGCAUCUGAAAGCGGGAAUGCUUAUGGCGUACGACUAUUUACGCCUCUAUACCAAUGCUUUUGCAUUCCACGCCACUGUCAAGCGUGCUCUACCUCAAAUCCAGCAGGGACAGGAGAACAGACGAGGAGCGCAUCCCCAACCAGGUCGUGUAUUCUACAACAACGUCGGUGCAGUCGGUGAUGCUCGCUUCAUCUAUGAGGGUCUCGACGCAGCCAAGAGCUUGUUGAGUAUGGUCAACACGUUUGUCGAUCCUGAGAAGUCGCUACGAUACAUGCCAUUGCGCUUCUACCUCUACUCGGUCUACUCAGGGGUCUUCCUCUACAGGGCAAGAUGCGUUGGAGUUCUAGCAUCAGACGAAGAGCAGUCGGUACGAGCUAUGGUUCAAGAGACCGUCAACAGGCUCGAGCGAUCGGGCAUCGGCAGCCAACAUCCAGGCAGCCGGUACUCUCAACUCCUGCGACUACUCUGGGACAAAGUCGAGCGAAAAGAGCGCAAAGGCAACUCCACGGCAACACUAGCCAAUCCUUACCGGCCAGGCAGUGUUGGAGGACCGACGCCAAAGUCCAAUACCUCAGGGCUGACCCAUGACUCCCCCGCUAUAACGGAACCCAUGGGAGACUUCUCGUGGACAGAUCUAGAUGCUAUUGGAAACUUUGCUGUCAAUGGGAAUGGAGGUAACAUUGCCAAUGAUGCGGAGUGGUGGUCGGGCUUCUUACCUGCGGAUAGUAAUAACUUUUUGUUUGAUGGAUUGACGGGAAUGGAUGAUUGGAAUUUGGGGUUGCAGUGA
Zasmidium cellare ATCC 36951 is the source of this 2268-nucleotide messenger RNA. RefSeq lists its product as uncharacterized. NCBI's taxonomy places the organism in Eukaryota, Fungi, Ascomycota, Dothideomycetes, Mycosphaerellales, Mycosphaerellaceae. Gene Ontology annotation, molecular function: DNA binding; DNA-binding transcription factor activity, RNA polymerase II-specific; zinc ion binding. Bases 1 to 2268 code for a protein of 755 amino acids. The record is from RefSeq and is a predicted model, not a curated record. Gene Ontology annotation, cellular component: nucleus. Gene Ontology annotation, biological process: DNA-templated transcription; regulation of DNA-templated transcription. The transcript is spliced from 3 exons.